AUGGGGGUAGACGCCAGGGGACCGGAGCAGGGCGGCACGGCGAGGAGAGGGCAAGCUGGUACCAUGGGCGCCUCCGUCCUCCCGUGCCUCUUCGCCAUCCUGCUGGCCGGGGGGUCCCCAGCAGGUUGUGCUGGAGACGGCAGCCCCGCGCCCCACGGCGCAGCCGGCACCGCAGAGAAACCUAUCCUGUUGAACAGCAUCGUGGACGCCGAAGCCUUCAUCAGCGGUGCAGAGGUGGCGGUCGUUGGAUUCUUCCAGGAGCCGCGGAGCCCCGCAGCGUCCCAGUUUGAGCGGGCGGCCGGCCGGAUCGCGGAGGUUCCCUUCGGCCUCAGCACCAGCCCCGCCGUCCUGUCCCGCUACGGCGUGGCGGCGGACACCCUCACGCUCUUCCGUAGGGUAGACAAUGACCGGAGGGAUCUGGAUAUGAACAGCAAAGAUGUUGAUGCCGAGAAGAUGACUCGUUUCAUUCGGAUGAACGAGCUCCGCCUGGUGACAGAGUACAACCCUGUGACAGCAAUAGGUGUGAUGCAGAGUUCACUCCAGCUUCACCUCCUCCUGAUCACAGACAAGAUGUCCCCAAGGCACCCCGAGCGAAUGCGCAGAUAUCGGGCGGCAGCGGAGCUCUUCAAGGGGAAGAUUCUUUUUAUCCUGGUAGACAGCAAUUUGAAGAGCAAUGAACAAACAGUGUCAUUCUUCAAACUGAAGAAGUCCCAGCUGCCAGCUCUGGCUAUAUUCAACACACCAGAUGAGAAGCAGGAUGUGUUGACUCUGGAUGAAGUCUCUGUUGAGCGUGUACAGGACUUCUGUAAUCGUUUCUUACAAAGAAUGCAGAAGAAAGAAGAUGAACCUGAAGAGAAGACCCUCAAUGAGGAGCUCUGAUUCUUUGUCAGACGACAGGAUGACUCUGCCCAGAGUCAUCUGUUUCUGGUGUAUGAAGAGUUCACUGAGCCCCGCAGCUCAGGAAUUCCUGGGAUAGUAAGAUUAAGGGGCCAAGUCAGUCACGGAUUCCCAUCUCCAUGCUUUGUAUGUAUAUGCUGUCUGUCCUCUCGAGGAAUCUCUUCUCCCUUCUCAUUUGCUGGCUCCAGCUCUCUUUUCUCAGUACUCCAGGAGCUCUGGUAUUGCCCUACACUGUGUCUUUCCAUGCCGCCUCUGUUGGAGCAAAGAGUGAUAUAGCAAAAUGGCAAUAUCAGAGAUAAAGCUUGUAGUUCCCAGAGAUCUGUUUCCUUCAUUCUCUUUGCUUUUGGUGCCAUGCUGGGAUCCACUGUCAGCCUCUCCUGACACUAUGAACAGAUUGGUUGCUUGACGUCACAUGAACUUUUCCAUUUAUUUUACUAAAUAAAGCAGAAAGUGAAUAGCCUGAA
Aquila chrysaetos chrysaetos is the source of this 1361-nucleotide messenger RNA. RefSeq names its product endoplasmic reticulum protein 27 (gene ERP27). Gene Ontology annotation, cellular component: endoplasmic reticulum. NCBI's taxonomy places the organism in Eukaryota, Metazoa, Chordata, Aves, Accipitriformes, Accipitridae. Gene Ontology annotation, biological process: protein folding; response to endoplasmic reticulum stress. The record is from RefSeq and is a predicted model, not a curated record. Bases 1 to 879 code for a protein of 292 amino acids. The transcript has 8 exons.